This is a messenger RNA of Oryzias melastigma (Indian medaka), 2783 nucleotides long. It is a transcript of the gene ch25hl1.1, whose product is annotated as cholesterol 25-hydroxylase like 1, tandem duplicate 1. The record is from RefSeq and is a predicted model, not a curated record. Gene Ontology annotation, biological process: sterol biosynthetic process; cholesterol metabolic process. The coding region runs from base 865 to 1695 and encodes 276 amino acids. The transcript has a single exon. Gene Ontology annotation, molecular function: C-4 methylsterol oxidase activity; iron ion binding; steroid hydroxylase activity. Lineage: Eukaryota; Metazoa; Chordata; Actinopteri; Beloniformes; Adrianichthyidae.
AACACUUUACAACUGGAUUCUUUGACAGAAAAUUGUUGAUUGAAGUGGAAUUUAUCUACAGAGUCACUUUGAUCAUCCUUAUAAAGUCCUAAGAUGAUGGUCUGCAAACAAAACAGGUUAUGAGAAUAAAAGACUAAUGUUGGUGUAUUUAUGAGUUUUCAAAGACUAAUUCUGAUUUAAAUGUAUAUGCAAAGUUUUAUAGGGGCCUGUUGCUAAAAAAGUUACUGAAAAAGCUCUAUGAAAUGAAUACAAAGUCCAAGCUGUUCCAAAAGGAGGAAUGUUCUAAACUCCUGCAAGCUGAUGUGGAGGUUCCGAACAAAAGUUCUUAUGUAUCUAUUUGACUUAUUUAUUACAGAUUUAAAAAAAAUGAAGUUUUAUCUGAAAAAUUAGGAUACAUUUUUAAAGUAUUGUGUCUGUAUAAAAUUUCAUCAAAAUGUUUCUUUUUCUUUUCAAAGAAAAAAGAAAACCAAUAAGCAUAAAUAUUUCUAGGAAAUACUUUUACACUGAAUAUUUUGCAUUCACAGUAAACAACUCGAUUAACGUGGAAAAAAAGCUUUUUUUUAAUUUGUCUAACUGGCACACAGUUUCCCCAAAUCUUUUAUUCGCCAGCUUAUUAUUUAUUCGAGUCUCAGACACAUGCUCCCUGGUGCGGUUAAUCUUGUGAAGUUCUGUUUUGCAGACAACUGGGCUGGAGUUGGAAUAAAAUCUGCUGAUCUGUUUGAUCGAGAGCAAAGUCCCUUCAGUUGAAUUCCACCAAGCUAUAUAAAGCCGGACCCUGCUUUGGAUCACAAGCCUCGCAGCAGCAGCAGCAGCAGCAGCAGCAGCAGCAGCAGCAGCAGCAGCCUCAAGUGGCCGAACAACAAGAUGCUGAACAUCACUGAGCUUCCUCUGCAUGUCUUGCAGCCCUCGCGGGCUUCAGACCGUCUCCUGCAGCCCCUCUGGGACUACCUCCUUUUUCAUCACAUGCCUCUCAUCUCUUCUCCUUUUUUCAUCGUCAUCCUUGCGUUUUCCAGCUACCUGAUCUUCAGUGUACCUUUUGCAAUUCUAGACCUAUUGGGAGAGAGAGUGCCUUUAUUUCACCAGUACAAGAUCCAGCCAGAGAGACAGCCAACCAUGGGAAUGAUGGCUAAGAGCUUCCUAACAGCUCUGUAUAACCACAUCUUCUUUGUUUUACCAGCUGUCUCAAUUGGCAUGUUCAUACUGCCCAUACCAGCACUGCCACAAGACGCUCCUACAAUAUAUGAGCUUUUUGUCGACGCACUGGCCGCACUUCUCCUCUUUGACACUCAAUACUACAUUUGGCACUACAUACACCAUAAGCAACCACAGCUUUAUCGGUGGAUUCACGCGGUGCACCACGAAUACAUGGCGCCGUUCUCCUGGUCCACAGAGCAGCUCAGCAUCCCAGAACUGAUGGCAGUGGGGUUCUGGAGCAACCUGGACCCCCUCCUUCUAAAGUGCCAUCCUCUCACCAUAUGGUUCAUGACCGUCUUCAGCAUCUGGAUGUCGGUGGAGGACCACAUUGGCUACGACCUGCCAUGGACCCUGAACCGUGUGGUGCCUUUUGGUCUGCUGGGUGGCGCACCAGCUCACGACAUGCAUCAUCAGAAGCCCAGCAGCAACUUCGCUCCGUUUUUCAGCCACUGGGACAGAAUCUUUGGCACAGCCGUCACUUUGAAGAAAAAAAAAUUGUAAGAAAAUGACUAAAAAGUCAAAAGAGUACAUAUGUAAAUACUAUUUUUGUUGUUGUUUAUAGUUUUUUGUGCUUUUAUGUUUACAAAGGACAGUUAACUGAUGUGAGUGGCUAUAACUUUCAGCCUUAUGUAUCUUGCCUUCUGUUGUCCAACCAGAUAACCUUGUAAUAUACAACAUUUGUAUUUUUCUAAUGUCAUAAAUCCAUGUUUAUAAACUGAUGAUUGAUGAAAACCUAGUUCUAUAGAAUUAUUAUGUUUUGUGCUGCCAAAGUUUCAGUCCUAUAUUUUAUUUUUUAAAAUAGGAUAACAUGCAUUUAUCUGAUUUAUUGUCAUCUAAUUUGAAGGUCAACAAUUUUUGUAAAUAAAGAUAAUAUAAAUAUGGACAACAUUUGUAUCACUGUUUUUUGGGGGCUUUUUAAUAUGCACACAGACAAAUAAAACAAUUUCUUUUUUAAUAAAAUCUUUAUAUUAAGGGGUUAUUCAACAUGAGUCCCUGAAACUUAAAUAAAUGUAACUUAAAAGGAAAAUAAAGCCUCAAUUACAAAUAAUUGGUCAAAAACAGCAACGAAGACGCUGCAAAUGAAGCACUUGAUUAUGGUUAAAGCUGUAAUUAAUUAAUAAUUAAACAUGUUCAUUGGAUGCAAAGCGCAGAUGCAGAUUUUUCAAUUCACUUUGAUUUUAUUUAUUAAGUCGAGUUACACAACACAGUUAUCUCAACGGGCUUUACACAGGUAUUUGUCCAAAAACAUAAAAUCAAUCAUAAAAUAUAAACAAUAGCUGAUUGCUAAACUAAACAGAUUAAACUAAACUGGGCAUCCCAUCCCUUACACCCUUCUCAGGAAGGAAAAACUCCAAAAAAAAAUAAAAAUAAAUAAAAUAAAUCAAUUCAUGCUGUUUCAAAUAAGUAAUCUAGUCACUAGAUUGCUCAUUUGAAACAGUAAACUAGAUUCUAGUGGUUUUGUGGAAAACAAAAAAUAGUUUAGUCCCUUCUACCAAAUUACAUUAAGUACAUUAAGUAUUCUAUGUAGUAAUUACAUGGUACUUUUUUAUUGUUCCUAUGAAGCACACUAUAACUGAACAUGUACAUUC